Messenger RNA from Aedes albopictus (Asian tiger mosquito), 1225 nucleotides. RefSeq lists its product as uncharacterized. The transcript is spliced from 2 exons. The record is from RefSeq and is a predicted model, not a curated record. Lineage: Eukaryota; Metazoa; Arthropoda; Insecta; Diptera; Culicidae. The coding region runs from base 152 to 679 and encodes 175 amino acids.
AUGACAGUUCUCAAACGAGUUCUCAAAGUGAAAAUUUUUCAAAUCCCUCGCACAUGCGAUUUUUUCUUUGCGCGUGACGCUAGCGUUCUUUUUCAGUGAAAAUCUAAAUUAUUUCGGAAAAUUACCAAGCUCCCCCAAAAAAGCCGCAAAAAUGACCGAAAUAUUAAGCCACUCCAUCAAGAUUACAAAGUCCUCAGAUGAGCGUUCUUGCCCCUCAGAGGACCACAAGCGACGCAUCCGGAAGAUGAUUGAGGUGACCCACUCGACGCGCUAUAUGAAGUACGUCGAAGGCGACGAUGAACCAAAUGAAAUGGCUUUGGUCCCCAGGCGCCCGAUCCGUAAUAAUUUUGCCUCCACCAUGGCUGUGAUCGAUAACAGCAUGGGAAAUUUUCAAGACGCCAUCGGAUAUGACAGGACACGGUUCGGGUCCAAUUGCCGGAAGAUGGCCCAACAGUAUUAUGCGGGGCGCAUUCAUAAGAUGAACAAAAAGGUGAAGAAAUGUGCCAAGAAGGCGGCAAAGUACAGAAAGGUGGAUGGCAAGGUGAAGCACGAGAAGCGAAACAUGGUUAAGAAGCUCCAGGACGUGCUGGAGACCAGCCAGAAGAAGCGCGAAAAACGGGAGAAGCUGCUUGCGAGUCUCAUGAAAAAGAUGGCUGGAAGUGCAUCACCAGUGAUGUAGACCGUUCUUGAAGUUAUUGAAAGAUUCAAUUCAACCAGUUAAUCAAAAGAUUAACAAAUAAUAACAUGCGAGUAAGGAACUAUUAAAUAGUCAAAUAAUAAAUAAAAUUUGUUUUGGAAAUUUAUUUGAGAAGUCAUACGUUUUUACUACAUUUAGUAUAACACAUAAUCCACUAAAGUGCUAGACCCUAUGCUAGACAAAUGGUCCCUGUUGGCCGCGCAAACUGGAGGGAUCGUCUCAUCGACGAACUGACGUGACUCUCGAUCUCAGAACAUGACCGAAAACCGAGCGUAUAGUAGAGCACCAUCUUCGUCGGUCUUGGACGAUGUUCCUCCAGUUUCCCCGAACGUGUAGGGAUCGUGGAUCUUCUUAAACCGCGUGCAGCCAGCGAGUUCGCGACCGCCCACGAAGUCGCCUACCUCUACCGGGUUUUCUGCUGAUUAUUGUUUUCGCUAUUCUUUCUUCCGACAUUCGCACUACGUGUCCAGUCCACUGAAGUCUGCCGUAUUUUAUACGUUUCACAAUAUUCGCAUCUUCGUACACUUG